CGGACGCGAGCAGUCGCGACGCCAUUUGCUGCGGCUCAGUCGGCGAAGGCGGUUCUCAGAAGGCGUCCGUCGCUAGACUCCCGCAGACGCGACCCGGUCUCUCGCAGCCGGUUCGUGUCACCCUAUCUCACGCGUCUCCCUUCGAAGGAGUCGCCGCCGCCACUCGGAGAGAAGUCGGAGACGCCUCAAGUGCGUCGUCAGCGCCAUGCCUAAGAAUAAAGGUAAAGGAGGUAAAAACAGACGCAGAGGCAAGAAUGAGAAUGAAUCUGAAAAGAGAGAGCUGGUGUUCAAAGAAGACGGACAAGAGUAUGCCCAAGUAAUCAAAAUGUUGGGAAACGGACGACUGGAAGCUAUGUGCUUCGAUGGUGUUAAAAGAUUGUGUCACAUCAGAGGGAAACUGAGAAAGAAGGUCUGGAUUAAUACCUCAGACAUUAUAUUGGUUGGUCUACGGGACUACCAGGAUAAUAAAGCUGAUGUGAUUCUAAAAUACAAUGCAGAUGAGGCUAGAAGUCUGAAGGCGUAUGGCGAGCUUCCAGAACAUGCUAAAAUCAAUGAAACUGAUACAUUCGGUCCUGGAGAUGAUGAUGAGAUCCAGUUUGAUGACAUCGGAGAUGAUGAUGAAGACAUUGAUGAUAUCUAAAGCGGCGGACUCAGCCUUGCACAUUCCAGUUUUCUCUGAAGAUUGUUCAACAGUUUGGAUUUUGACUGUGACUCGUUAAAUAAAAGUUCAUGAGCAUUGCAA
Messenger RNA from Dama dama (fallow deer), 742 nucleotides. RefSeq names its product eukaryotic translation initiation factor 1A X-linked (gene EIF1AX). The coding region runs from base 206 to 640 and encodes 144 amino acids. Gene Ontology annotation, molecular function: translation initiation factor activity; RNA binding. Gene Ontology annotation, cellular component: cytoplasm. The transcript has 7 exons. The record is from RefSeq and is a predicted model, not a curated record. Lineage: Eukaryota; Metazoa; Chordata; Mammalia; Artiodactyla; Cervidae. Gene Ontology annotation, biological process: translational initiation.